Messenger RNA from Mustela lutreola (European mink), 2718 nucleotides. It is a transcript of the gene OVOL2, whose product is annotated as ovo like zinc finger 2. Gene Ontology annotation, biological process: epidermal cell differentiation; regulation of transcription by RNA polymerase II. The record is from RefSeq and is a predicted model, not a curated record. The transcript is spliced from 5 exons. NCBI's taxonomy places the organism in Eukaryota, Metazoa, Chordata, Mammalia, Carnivora, Mustelidae. Gene Ontology annotation, molecular function: RNA polymerase II cis-regulatory region sequence-specific DNA binding; DNA-binding transcription factor activity, RNA polymerase II-specific. Gene Ontology annotation, cellular component: nucleus. The coding region runs from base 1423 to 2355 and encodes 310 amino acids.
CGAGCUGCGGGCGCCAGGGAGCUUCUGGCUAGACGCGCCCCUGCACAGCCCCGGGAGCCUGCGCAAGUCUGAUCGCCCACAGGAGUGCUCGCACGGCAGCCGUGGAGGCACUGCUGCGCGUCCCCGGGGGCACCCGAGCAGCGGCCGUGAGAGGGACAGCGCGCGCUCCCCAAAUGCCGGCACUGCUGCUCUUAGAAACUUGGCAUCUUUCUCUUACUAACUCCUCUUCCUUCUCUCCCAACUCCCCCUCCAGGUAUAAAGGCAGAGAGGAAAAGCCAAAACCAAAAAUAAAUACAAAGCUCUCCAGCCAACUCCCCAGUAGCAGCCGACUUCACUUUGCUGGGAAACGUGUUUCCCAACCUCAGAAUUUGGGGAGCGGGCGGUUGGGGGGAGACCAUAAUGGGAGUGGGCAAGGAUAAGAAAUUUGCUACGAAGCCGCGUUUGCAUAACAUGCGCUUGGCUUUUGUUUCCAUUGUGUGUUUAUCUGGGUUGAUGGGGCUCUUUGAGCGGUAGGUCUUGGGGUGGAAGCUGCUUUAGCAGAGCUAGCCGACUUGUUUUUCCUAGAUUGUACGGCACAAAUCAAUAAUGACGUGUUCUAAAGCUACCGAACUUUAAAUCAUAUUAUUACCGUGUUUAUUUGGGGGGCUGUUGUAAAUGAUGGGGAGCCUAAGUCCCCAAGUCGCCCCCCCCCCUUACGAGAUGAGCCCUGCAAUCUCCCCGCCGCCUCCACCUUCCGCCCGCCGAGAUUUCAACGAGCCGCGGCAACCAUCCACCAAGACCGGAGGAACUGAGCCAUUUUCUUGCUUGCCUGUCGGAGACAAUUCACCUGGGGGCGGGGAAAGGGGGUGCAACUCGCAGGAAGCUCCAACUCUUAGGAUGGAUGCCCGGGGAAGCGGACCUGGGGGUUUACCUCUAAGAGUUUGCCCUGAGAUGCAUGUGAUGGGGACUGGGGCGAGAGGUUGAUUAAAAAAUGUUCUUCCCUUUUUAAAAAGGGGAGGGGGGAAGAAUCAGACGUUAAAUUCUUUUGCAAACAUUCAUGCCUAAGGAAGGGCUGGAACAGGCAGCCCCGGCCGCCGGAACCGGUCGGACAGGUAGCGAGCUUGUUGACACCGUUAUGUUGCAGGGCGCAUGCUCACUCCCAAGUUUCCUGGUGCCUUUUCUAUUCCACCUUAUGAAACUUUUUCCUCGGCGUGGUCUCACCCGCGAUUUAAGGCAUAGGUGUCGCGGAGCCUGGAGGCUGGGAGUCGCCGGGCGUGCGGGGGAGAGGCCUGGGCCGCGCCGCGGCGGGGGGCGGAGGGAGAGGGCAGGCUAGGCGGGAAGGUGGGCUCUGGCCGCCGGGAGCUGGGGAUCGAGUCCCUGCCGCAGUUUCUAGCGGGGAGCAGCCGGGAGGAGGGGGCCGCCGGCCGGGGAGGGGGCCACGCCAUGCCCAAAGUCUUCCUGGUGAAGAGGAGGAGCCCGGGGGUCUCCGUCCGCAGCUGGGAUGAGCUCCCGGAUGAGGAAAGGGCAGACACCUACAUCCCAGGCGCGGAGAUUGGGACCGAGGAGCCGCCCCCCAAAUUCCGUGCUCGCUCCGGAGGCCCAGCCGGGGACUCGCUCGUCCACCCCCGCGUGUUGCCCACUUGGCCAGUGGGCCUGGGCCGUCUGCUCCACGACCCCCCCGAGGACUGCCGCAGCGACGGCGGCAGCAGCAGCAGCAGCGGCGGCAGCAGCAGCGCGGGGGAGCCUGGAGGCGCCGAGAGCAGCUCGUCCCCGCGCGCCCCCGAACGCGAAAUCUCCGAGCCCGGCGACGCCGAGGGCCCGGGCGGACACCUGGCGGCGAUGCAGCGCCCGGUCGCCAGGUCGAAAAUCAAGUUCACCACAGGCACGUGCAGCGACCCCGCGGCCCACAGCUGCGAGCUGUGCGGCAAGGCCUUCCGCCUGCAGCGCAUGCUCAACCGGCACCUCAAGUGCCACAACCAAGUGAAGAGGCACCUGUGCACCUUCUGUGGCAAGGGCUUCAAUGACACCUUUGACCUGAAGAGGCACGUCCGCACGCACACAGGCAUUCGCCCCUACAAAUGUGACAUCUGCAACAAAGCCUUCACCCAGCGCUGCUCCUUGGAGUCCCACCUGAAGAAGAUCCACGGGGUGCAGCAGCAGUAUGCCUACAAGCAACGCCGGGACAAGCUCUACGUCUGCGAGGAUUGUGGCUACACGGGCCCCACCCAGGAGGACCUGUACCUGCACGUGAACAGUGCCCACCCAGGCAGCGCCUUUCUCAAAAAGACGUCCAAAAAACUAGCGGCUCUUUUGCAAACCAAGCUGAUGUCCAUGCGCCCAGGGAAUGCCAACCUGAGCGAGGAGGAGGAGAAGUGAGGAGGAGGAGGCAGCCAGAGCUGCUGUGUUUACAGGGAUUUGGGGUUUUGAAGGCUCCCCCAACCCCACUUGGGUUCAGUUCAUCCCUCUGCCCUUCCAGGGCGGAGGCGGAGCUGGGGGAUCUGUUCCAAGGGUCAUCAGUGAGAAUCGUGGUGGCAGGUCCCCUGUAACCCACAUCCUGUUGACAGUCACAUUAACAAAAGUUUGUGGAUGGUCACGAUCACUGUAAGGCAUUUUUCUUUCUUUCUCUCUCCUUUUCUUUUUUUUUUUUUUUUUUUUUUUGGGAUUUUCACAUGUGGAGGCCGAGGUGUUCUUAGAGAGACUCAUUUUAUGGUGCCUUGAAAUAAAAGUACUUCCACUUGC